GGAACCAAAACAAUCCACGAUGAGUAGCCAAAGUAUGUAUUUCUACGAGCUGGUACGCAAAUUAGACGACGAGGUAGAUGAAACGCUGAGGCAAAAACCAAGUCAGCUCACUGAUAAGGACGAGAGCGACCGGUUGUUGAUCCAUUGGGCAGCGCUCGGCGGCAAGGAGACGCUCGUACAGUGCAUUCUGGAUCGGCAUCCAGAUCAGCUCGACGCGGAGGAUGAUUCCCAGUAUACCCCACUGUUGCUGGCCACCCUCGGCGGGCAUCUCCCGGUGGUGACGCUGUUGACAGUGCGCGGUGCCAAACUCGACCAUCGCAGCAAGCAGGGCCAUACCGCACUUCAAUACGCCUGCUCGAAAGGAUUUCUAGCGAUUGCCAAACAUCUGGUAGAGCUCGGUGCGAACGUGAACGUGCCAGACCGGCUGAACGAAACGCCCUUGCACCGUGCGUCGAUUCGCGGCAUAGAGGAACUCAUCACACUGCUGCUAGAGCACGGUGCCAACCCAAACAUCCAGAACAGCGUCGGCAACACGCCGCUCCAUUUGGCCUGCGAGGAAGACCAACAUUCUUGUGCGAUACGGUUAGUGCAGGGCGGUGCUUCUACCUUCGUCGAGAAUCGUGAUGAAAAAACACCACUAGAUCUGGCAACGCGGUCGACGCGGACUGCCAUUCUUAAUGUGGCACAGGCAAGUUGA
Anopheles marshallii is the source of this 697-nucleotide messenger RNA. RefSeq names its product 26S proteasome non-ATPase regulatory subunit 10-like. The record is from RefSeq and is a predicted model, not a curated record. Lineage: Eukaryota; Metazoa; Arthropoda; Insecta; Diptera; Culicidae. Gene Ontology annotation, molecular function: protein binding. The transcript is spliced from 2 exons. The coding region runs from base 20 to 697 and encodes 225 amino acids.